Capsella rubella is the source of this 710-nucleotide messenger RNA. Its product is annotated as F-box protein PP2-B10. The record is from RefSeq and is a predicted model, not a curated record. NCBI's taxonomy places the organism in Eukaryota, Viridiplantae, Streptophyta, Magnoliopsida, Brassicales, Brassicaceae. Gene Ontology annotation, molecular function: protein binding.
AGCUUUCGACGGAGACGGAGACGAAGACGAAGAUUCAAUACAAGCAUCUAUGGUAGACGAGAGAUCGUUUCGAAGUCUUCGCCGUUAGAUUCUUUGCCGGAGGAUUACGUUUUUUUUUACAUAAUCUCCUUCACUAGUCCACGCGAUGCGUGCGUCGCUUUUACGGUUUCGAAAAGCUUUGAAUCGGCGGUGAAGUCAGAUAUUAUAUGGGAGAAGUUUCUUCCGGCGGAGUUCGAGUCUCUGGUUCGUCCAUUGCGAGUUUUCUCAUCGAAGAAGGAACUCAAUUUCGAUCUCUGUAACGAUCCUGUUCUAAUCGACGGUGGCAAAAAGAGCAUAUGGUUAGGGAAAAGGAGUGGGAAGAGGUGUAUAAUGUUAUCUGCGAUGAACUUAUCAAGCAUUCAGGGUGAUACUCCUCCGCAUUUCUUCAAAUGGUUUCCAAGUCCUGAAGAUAGGUUUGAAUGGAUAGUAUUCAUCAAAUGGAACCGUGCAUUAUUACCCUCAUAUUAUAAUUGAUACUACUCCGAAAAGAGGAUAGUGUUCAUCAAAUGGAACAGUGUGAUCUUAGCAGUUCGGAAUAUCAUUUUCAAUUGUUUAUAGGUGUUAUGAACCUAAAGCUUAGCACCCUCUUAAGCCUACUCUCUCAGAGAAUAAGUUUAAUUAUUGGGGCUUACCUCUUUAUUAAUCGUAAUAGACCCUUAUAUUGGCCAUGA